AUGCCGGUCAGUUUGAAACCACAGACCUCGGCUUUGCCUCGAAUUUUCACGUUUCCACAGAGGCCUUUCCAAUCCACUUCGGGGAGCCGCCUUGCGCAAUUGCCAUUGACUUCGCGAUUCGGACGUCAACACCUAGCCAGACCCUGCCUCCGGAAGUUCUACUCUCCCUCCAAAUCGUCAAAUUACAGACGCUUCCAACCACUCGUAUCACCACAUUCACCGGGCUUCCCCAACCUCAAGACCCCACGUGUGCUCCUUGAGUCUCGAUUUGACAUCGUCCUCUGCUCUGUCGCCCUUGCUCUUGCGUGCGCCUACGGCUUGCUAUAUCAGCAAAUCACCGCUUCCAACCCUACCCCUCAGCCAGAUACUGAAAUUCCAAAACUUCGCCCAUUAGACACAAUGGCAACGGACACACCCCCUGGGAGACCGGGUAACCUCACACCGGAGCAAGAAGAGAAGUUGCGCCAACUGUGGAAUCUCAUUCUGUCCCUGGGAGAGGAGAACAACACCGCCGCUGCAGACAGCGCGUCCGCUAGCAUAGCCCCGAGCGAGACAUCGGCUGCAGUGAAAGGGGAGAAGCCUAAGAAGAAGCGUACUUCGCUCUUCAGCCGCAAGGAUAAGAAAGACGGCGCAUCGUCGUCGACCGCCGUUCCAGCUGGCAUCAAAGAAGACGCCGACGACAAGUAUGGUCAAACCCAACAGUUCAAGGAGGCUCUGGCCAAUCAGAGUCCCGAAGCCUUGCGCGCUACGAUAUGGUCCAUGGUCAAGCAUGAUCACCCUGAUGCUCUGGCCCUACGGUUCCUGAGAGCCCGGAAGUGGGACGUUGAAAAGGCCUUCGUCAUGAUGAUCUCCACGAUGCACUGGAGAUUAACGGAGAUGAAGGUUGACGACGAAAUCAUGAAAAGCGGCGAGGCUGGUGCUUUGGAAGCUGCACAAAACUCCGACCCAAAGAUCAAGCAGCUGGGAGAGGACUUCAUGACCCAGGCCCGGUCAGGUAAAACUUUUAUUCAUGGCCUCGACAAGGGAGGACGCCCCAUCUGCCAGGUCCGGGUGCGUAUGCACAGGCAAGGGGAGCAGUGCGAGGAGAGUCUUGAGAAGUAUACUGUCUUCUUGAUCGAAACAGCUCGCAUGGUUCUGGCUCCUCCUGUUGAUACUGCUACGAUUGUGUUCGACAUGACCGGCUUUUCACUGGCAAACAUGGAUUACACCCCGGUGAAAUUUAUGAUCAAAUGCUUCGAAGCAAACUACCCAGAAUCUCUUGGUGCCGUCCUGGUGCACAAGGCCCCUUGGGUCUUCCAGGGUAUCUGGAAGAUUAUCAAGGGAUGGCUGGAUCCGGUUGUAGCUGCCAAGGUCCAUUUCACCAACAACGUCAAAGAAAUGUCAGAAUUCAUUGAGCCAAGCCAUAUCCUCAAGGAGCUCGACGGCCAGGAGGAUUGGGACUACAAGUACCUGGAGCCAGUCGCCGGGGAAAAUGACAAGAUGAAGGAUACGAAAACGAGAGACGUGCUGCUUGCUGGCAGGGAAGACCUCAUCCACGAGUACGAGGAGACAACCCUGCAGUGGAUCAAAGAGGCUGGAACAGACAAGGAGGCGGCCAUAAAGGCACAGCGCGAGGACAUUGCUCGCAAACUCAGGGAUGACUACUGGAAGCUCGACCCUUACCUCAGAGCAAAGUGCGUGCUCGAUCGGACAGGCGUUAUCCAGGAUGGUGGCAAGAUUGAUAUGUACUCGAAGGGGCUGCCCGCUCCCGCCGCUCCUACUCCCGCUCCCGCUCCCGCUCCCAACCCCGCUCCCGCGCUCACCAACGGAGCACCCGCGGUCGAGACGUCGGCCGAUGAUGUAGACUAG
Colletotrichum orchidophilum is the source of this 1848-nucleotide messenger RNA. RefSeq names its product CRAL/TRIO domain-containing protein. Lineage: Eukaryota; Fungi; Ascomycota; Sordariomycetes; Glomerellales; Glomerellaceae. The transcript is spliced from 4 exons. Bases 1 to 1848 code for a protein of 615 amino acids. The record is from RefSeq and is a predicted model, not a curated record.